Knipowitschia caucasica is the source of this 1680-nucleotide messenger RNA. Lineage: Eukaryota; Metazoa; Chordata; Actinopteri; Gobiiformes; Gobiidae. The record is from the annotation of a GenBank genome assembly.
AUGUCUACGGCUACCACCCCCGCCAAAGGGUCGGAUCCGAAGCCGAAGGAGGCUGCAUCCCGCUCAUGUCCCGCGUCAUGCGGGUCUGCCAUCUCAGGCAGGGACCCUCACCCAAUGUGCAUAACCUGCAUGGGCGCUAAACACGCUCAGGCAGCGCUCGCUGACCGCGAGUCCUGCGGGUAUUGCUCAUCUAUGCCUGAGAAAAUAUUGGAGAGGAGGCUCAGAGUUGCGGUGGCUCAUCCCCAGGACCCGUUGCUGGCGGGGACCACCGAUAAACCCACAGCCGUCACUCAACAGCCCCGUAAGACUGAACUAUGGUCAGAUAUGCUGAAUGACGAUGACGCUGAUAUGCCGCCAUUAUUCGAGGACCUGCUCGAAGUGGACCCAGGCGACGAGGGCGCAGACGGCGAUGAUGCCGCUUCUGACUUCCUCGAGGCUGUGGAUAUGGAUGAUGUGGAGGAGGACUCUACAUUCCCAGCGGCCCAGUCCCGACCCUCCAGCGCAUCUGAGGCUGCGACUCCCGUCGAUAGCAGCCUAUAUGAUGUGUGCAAGCGCGCUGCCGCCAAGCUUAACAUAACCUGGCCAGCCGCUGUAGAUGCGGAGGAUGGGGAAAGGGAUUUAUAUGACGGUAAACGGCUCCCGCCAGCGCAUCCACCUCCGAAGCAACUUCUCCCUGCUGUCAGCGCAUGCAUGAGAGAGGUGGGUAGGUUUUGGAAUAACCCACUUAGGAGCAAGCUUCCUGUACAGGGCUAUUCAAAGCUGGAGAUCCAUGUGAUGAAGGAGCUGGGGUUGGCCGAACCCCCAGCGGUGGAGCCUUCAGUGGCUUUUCACCUCCAUCCUAAUCGCCGUUCCGUCUCAGCCUCAAGUCAGGUUUCCCUGCCCGCAAAAUCAGAGAGAGUUACAUCCUCCAUUCUGCAACGCAUGUACAGAUAUGCUUCUCAAUCUGCAUGCGUACUGAAUACUGUGACUUUACUGUCCGGUUAUCAAGGGGAACUACUUGAGGAAAUGGGACAACAGCUGGACUCCGGGUCUCCUAACCCGGUCCUCUGGGAGGAAAUCUGCGUGGUAAAUGACCUCAUCCUACGCUCUACUCGUGGAGCUGUCCAGGGCUGCGGCCAUGUCAUGGGGCUGGCCGUAGCGGGUGAGAGGGGUCUAUGGCUCAACCACUCAGGUCUGACAGACGCUCAGAAGGCUGAAGUUAUGGACACUGCUUAUGACCCUACCAAAGGAAAUAACCUCCUCGUCCAGCGCAGCCUCAGAGAGCGGGCCCCUCUGGACAGACAGGCCCCAGGGUUCCCAGGGCGGGCCCUGGGCCGCAGAGGGGGGCAACCCAGCACCCUGGCCAGCAUUCCAACCAGCAUUCUGGCCAGCAGCAACGGCCAGGCAACUCCAGACCAUGGGGAAAACACUCCUAUGCUGCGGCUGCAGCAAAAAACCGCUCUUCUCAGCCCGGGGAGAGCAAAAAGAAGCGCAAUUCCUAGCAAUCAAGCUUCUUCACCUGUUCCCCCUCUGAAAAGGAGGAGAAUGGACCCUGGUACCAGUUCAGAGGCCCCGCACAGUUCUCCAGGCGACCUCUUUGGCUUUCUCUCCCCUCGCACGUUACAGGGAAUGAGUCUUGGGUCUCAUAGGGAGCUCACGCUCCUUCUCAGGCAGAAGGCUCUGCUCCUCUCAGGGGAGUGA